AUGAGUGAGUUUGCAAAUCAGCUGCGAGCCCAAAGAAAGGUUUCGAGCUCGACAAAAGAGCUAGUCAAACAGAGAUUGGGUGGGUUCAGCACGACCAAUGUUGGUGCAUCGGACAAGAAAACAGGCGAGCAAAAGGACUCUGUUGAGCCAUACACCAAGCUGGAUCUAACCACGCGCUAUGUCAGUUGCGGUGAUUUCGACGCGCUUGUUCAGGAUGUCACGGUUUUGACCCUUUCAAAGCUGCUUUCCGAGGUCUAUCCUCCGCUUUUCACGCCUCCCAGCUACCCCAAUUUCGUUGUAAUGGCUAUUGUAGCUCGCAAGGGCGAGGCCAAGCAGAGCAUGCGGGGAUCGAAAUACAUAAUGUUAACAUUGACUGAUCUCAAAUACGACGUGAUGCUUGCUAUUCACGGAGCAAGUUUUGAAAAGUUCUGGAAAAUCCGCCCCGGAACUCUGAUCGCCCUACUGAAUCCAAACAUUUACGUCGCCAAGGGCGAGACUCGCACUCUGGGUCUAAGUAUCCGCGGUGAGACCAGUAUUCUUGAAAUUGGUCAUUCAAAGCACUGUGGACAAUGCUAUGGCGAGAGCUCAAAUAAAAAACGGUGCAAAAACUGGGUGGAUCUCCGAAGAACAGAGUUCUGUGAAUACCACCGUGAAGUUCGCCUGCGUAAAGUGGCUGGUACCCGUCCAGAGUUCAACUCUACUGUCUCUAAAUUAUAUGAUCCAAAAAGCGGUGCAAAACGAAUGACGGUAUUCGAAGGUGGCGCCGUCAAAUGGAAACAAGGGCUGCAUACAGAUUUCCAGGCCCCUUUGGAUGCUGGCAAGGUCUACCACAGCAGCGCUCGAGGUUCCUUCAUGGGUGAUUUUGAGGAGACGGUCACUAGCAAAGAAAAGCAGGUCAAACGCGACAAACGUCGAGCAGAUGAAUUGCAAAACGAGCUGCGAAUACGGAAAAAACUCGCCCAGCGUCCUGACGGGUUCCUCCUGCGAGAGUUCGAUACAAAAGGUAAGCUGAUUGACCAAGAUGCAAAUAAGGAUUUUGUUGAAAAACAUCGGGCAUUUACACCCGAACACAUACGUCGUAUUGGCUUCGACCCCACGGGCGGCCAACGAGCCAAGCAACUCGAGCGUCACAAUUCUGAUUCUGAUGACCUUGAAAUCAUUUAA
Molecule: messenger RNA, 1164 nt
Organism: Wickerhamiella sorbophila
Lineage: Eukaryota; Fungi; Ascomycota; Dipodascomycetes; Dipodascales; Trichomonascaceae
Product: DNA replication licensing factor mcm10
Exons: 1
Coding region: 1-1164 (387 amino acids)
Biological process (GO): DNA replication initiation; DNA replication
Cellular component (GO): nucleus; replication fork protection complex
Molecular function (GO): DNA replication origin binding; single-stranded DNA binding
Source: RefSeq, a predicted model, not a curated record